AUGUUGGCUACAGGAGCUCUGCUGCUUCUCCUCAGUGUGCACACUGUUCAUGGAAAUAACCCGAAUGUCGAUGAAUACUGUAAGAACCUCGACGGCGAUGAUUACGUGGACAUCCCCACCGAUGCCCCUAGUGUCAGGUGGGAUUUUGGUGACUGGCUGAUCGACCUCCUGGACCUACCCACUGCCUGUGAUCAAAACCCCUGCUUCAACGGGGGUUCUUGCCGCAGCACGUCUCGCACAGAGUUCACAUGCUCCUGUCCCGAACCGUACGCCGGCAAAAGGUGCCAGAAAGUGAAAAAUGUUUGUGAGAAUGCCAAAUGCGGUGCUGGUGACUGCCUUAUUAAUUUGAACAAACAACCAUUUUAUGAGUGCAAGUGCAGACCCCCGUACCAAGGUCCAGACUGCAAGACCUUGCCAGCGUCUCCCUGUCAACCAAACCCCUGCAAAAAUGGAGGCUCCUGCAUUAAAGGGAACCGCCGCUUCCGCUGUGCCUGUCGCAAUGGAUUCACCGGGAGGUUGUGUGGAACUGCUCCCACCGACUGCUACGUUGGGUCUGGAGCGGACUACAGGGGCGUCGUCAGUACGACAGAGGAAGGGAUCGAGUGUCUGGACUGGCAUUCGUUUUUCAUCACACAAAACGGGGAAGAUCCUUACGUCAUGUAUUCAGACUUUGACGGCCUGGCAGAGAACUACUGCAGGAACCCUGACGGUGAUGAGAAGCCGUGGUGUUUCAUUAAAAAGCAUGGAGAACUGACCUGGGACCACUGCAACGUCAAGAAGUGUUCUACAGCUCCAGCUCCAGCCCCGCUCCCGACGCCGUCCAGGCCGGACGCCGGUCCCGCCCAGUUCUCCCAGUGUGGGAAAUCCCAGCCCCUUCGCACUUCCAGGAUCCACGGGGGCAGGAAGUCUUUCCCAGGUGCCCACCCCUGGCAGGUGUCGCUGCAGAUGAGAGACCGGGGCUCCAAAGGAUUGUACGGACACAUGUGCGGCGGCAUCCUGAUCUCCUCCUGCUGGGUCCUCACCGCCGCCCACUGCAUUCUCCCAAACAAGGAGUACCAGGUUGUGCUGGGAGGAGUGAACCUCCAGAGGCAAGAGGAAAUGGACCAGACCAUCCCGGUCAUCCAGACCAUCGUUCAUGAGAACUACAGGUCGACUCCCGCAGCUCUUUACAAUGACAUUGCUCUCCUUAAACUCAAAGUUACGGACAGUCCUUACUGCGCGAAGGAAACUCGCUUUGUGAGGACGGCCUGUCUGCCCGACCGGCCGUUCCCUGCAGGGAAGGAGUGUGUGAUCUCCGGAUGGGGACUCACCGAAGCAUAUAGCUACAGCCCCCAGCUGCUGAACGCUCGAGUUUUCCUGAUCUCUGAAGACCGAUGCAAAACUCCUCAGAUCUACGGGAAUCUGCUGGACAGCAGCAUGUUGUGUGCAGGCAUCCUGCAGGGCGGCGUGGACUCCUGCCAGGGUGACUCCGGCAGCCCCCUGGUGUGUGAACAGAACGGGACACACUAUGUGACCGGGGUGGUGAGCUGGGGCCAAGGCUGCGGCCAGAGGAACAAGCCCAGCAUCUUCGCCAACAUUCACACCUUCCUCAACUGGAUCAAAUCCAAGAUGAACUGA
This is a messenger RNA of Salarias fasciatus (jewelled blenny), 1617 nucleotides long. RefSeq names its product hyaluronan-binding protein 2-like. NCBI's taxonomy places the organism in Eukaryota, Metazoa, Chordata, Actinopteri, Blenniiformes, Blenniidae. The transcript is spliced from 13 exons. The record is from RefSeq and is a predicted model, not a curated record. Gene Ontology annotation, molecular function: serine-type endopeptidase activity; calcium ion binding. Gene Ontology annotation, biological process: proteolysis. Bases 1 to 1617 code for a protein of 538 amino acids.